Molecule: messenger RNA, 201 nt
Organism: Mytilinidion resinicola
Lineage: Eukaryota; Fungi; Ascomycota; Dothideomycetes; Mytilinidiales; Mytilinidiaceae
Product: H/ACA ribonucleoprotein complex subunit 3
Exons: 2
Coding region: 1-201 (66 amino acids)
Biological process (GO): positive regulation of telomerase RNA localization to Cajal body; rRNA pseudouridine synthesis; ribosome biogenesis
Cellular component (GO): box H/ACA telomerase RNP complex; box H/ACA snoRNP complex
Molecular function (GO): box H/ACA snoRNA binding; telomerase RNA binding
Source: RefSeq, a predicted model, not a curated record
AUGCAUCUCAUGUACACCCUCGACGCCUCGGGCAAACGCGCCUACACCCUCAAGAAGGUCAUCAAAGGCGAGGUCUCCAAGUCUGCCCACCCGGCGCGCUUCUCGCCCGACGACAAGUACUCCCGCCACCGAGUCACGCUGAAGAGGAGAUAUGGACUGCUCAUGACGCAGCAGAAGGAUAAGCAUGCACUCGGAACCUAG